CGUAAUGUUGCUUCUGGCUGGACAUGCGCGUAGGUGAUCGAAAUAUGGCGGCCCAAGUCUGACGAAAACUAUUGAGAUCUGCCCAUAUUUCGACCAAAAAUUGCCAAGGACUGUUUGGCUUGUAGGAGGUAGAGAAACCAGUAACAUAUCACCAGGGUUGUGCAGCCAAUAAAUGGUCAACAUGGGCAGGACCCCACUCAAAGAUCAGAAAGACAGUAAAAAGGAGAGACUGGGAAAGAGUGCUCCUGCGAUGAGCCCUCCACCCAUUAAAGUACCAGAAUCAUCCUUCACUUGGGAGGAGUACCUCAAAGAAACCAACUCCGUUCCAGCACCCCCAGGCUGCUUCCGACAGUCCAGGAUACCCCCAAGUAAUGACUUCAAGGCGGGCAUGAAGCUAGAGGCACGCGACCCACGCAACUCCACCUCCGUUUGCAUCGCCACGGUGAUGGGCAUGACGGGCACGCGGCUCCGCCUCCGCCUGGACGGGAGCGACAACACCAACGACUUCUGGCGCCUGGUGGACUCGUCCGACAUCCAGCCCAUCGGCACCUGCGAGAAGAACGGCGACAUGCUUCAGCCGCCACUCGGAUUCAGAAUGAAUGCCUCCUCCUGGCCCAUGUUCCUCCUGAGAACCCUAAAUGGAGCCGAGAUGGCUCCAGCCACAGCCUUCAAAAAGGAACCUCCAAAGCCUACCCAGAAUGGCUUUAAGGCUGGGAUGAAGCUGGAGGCCGUGGACAAGAAGAACCCUUAUCUUAUUUGCCCAGCCACCAUUGGGGAGGUGAAGGGGGAGGAGGUCUUCAUCAUGUUCGAUGGGUGGCGCGGUGCUUUCGACUACUGGUGUCGAUACGACUCACGAGACAUUUUCCCCGUAGGAUGGUGCGCACUCACAAAGCACAGCCUGCAACCGCCUGGCAAUAGUGUGACUCCCCUCAAGCAGCCUAUCCCCUCCACGUCUCCCUCCAAGCCAUCUCGCCGCUCCAUGCAGACGUCUCUGUACCGGCUGCCCAACCCGCUGCCGCCAUUGCCAGUGCGCAAGGGGGUGCGGGGUCGCCGGCCCAAGAGCGAGACCAUCGCCCUGCUGAAGGCGGUGGCCGCUGCCGCUGCGGCCCAGAACGCAGGGGGACCGCAGGAUGGGGACGUCAAAGUCAUGUCCACCCCCCAGCUAGCCCCCAGACCCCAUAAGAAGAGAGGCCCAAAGCCUGGGAGUAAGCGGAAGCCCAAGAUCCUCCACACCACCCUGUCGACUGCCACCGCUGAGUCCAGGCUCCCUGGUGGUCUGAUGUCCCAGGAUGGACCAAACCUGGGGUCUGGAUCCUCUGUGGUCUCCACAGUGUGUGUGUACGUCAACAAGCACGGCAACUGCGGCUCGCACCUGGACCGGAAGCAGGUGCAGCGGCUGCCGGACCACUUCGGGCCGGGCCCGGUCAACGUGAUCAUGAAGCAGGCCGUGCAGGCGUGCGUGGACUGCGCCUACCAGCCCAAAGUGCUGCUGGGAUGCCUGCAGGGCCACUCGGACGGAGAGGAGGUGGUCAAAGUCAGGACAGACGGAGGCACCCGUACUGUGAAGCUGCCCAUGGCCUCCAGUGCCUCCUAUGUGCUGCGCUUCCUGGAGAUGGUGUGCCGCCACCUGCAGUGCGACAACCUCUUCAGCAGCCAGCCCUUCAGCCCGUACUUCGCAGCCGCCGCUUACGACAGGAGCAAGUCAGUCAAAGAGGAGAUGUCCGAGGCACCGUCGCUAAACCGAGGCACCAAGCGCAUCUCCAGAGAUUCACCUCCCUACGCAGCUCCUCUCUCCCCCAAGCUGCUGCGCACAGAAGCCCACCCAUCAGAAGCAGAGACCCUGCCUCACGAGGAGAAUGGCCUCCUGAAGGAGCAGCGCUUUAUGGACUCUGCCUCCAACUCCAUGACGCCACGCCCGCAGACACUGAGGAGCACUUCGGAGUACCACCCCCCUCCCAGCAGCCCCUACUACCCCGGGCCUCCCCUGCGCCGUCACUCCUCCAACCCCCCAGACCUCACAUCAGCACGCACCCACAGACGAGUGGAGGGUAGGCCAGCCAGCUCCACCACAGGGCCCGAGUCCCAGGCAGGGGACAGGGAGGUCCCUAGGGGUUCCCACAGGAGCCCGUCCACCUGGUCCAUAGAGGAGGUGAUGCAGUUUGUGUGCGACGCCGACCCCACAGCACUGGCACCACAUGCGGAGCUCUUCAGGAAGCACGAGAUCGACGGGAAGGCGCUGAUGCUGUUGCGGAGCGACAUGGUGAUGAAGUACAUGGGACUGAAGCUGGGCCCGGCGCUGAAGCUCUGCCACCACAUUGAGAGACUCAAGCAGGGGAAGCACUAAGUCCUUUCGCAACGCCAACACACUGGACGAGAGAGGCAAUAUACAAAGAAACUGCAGAGAAACGCAAUAGACUUGAAACCGGGGAGGGGUGCAGGGGUGUGUGUGAGGCGUAGGUGUGUGUGUGGGGGGGGGGGGGGUAGAGGUUGAUGAGAUGGUAAACUAGCAUUGCAUGGAGGAUCCUACUACAUCAGCUGGGGUCCACGUGCACUACCACACAGAGGCAGAGACAGAGGGAGGCUGGCGAUGGGACGCAUGGCCUUUGGGAGACAUGGAUCCUCUGUCUGCGCUCACAGGCUGCCCAACCCCACAGAGAGAAGGAGAGAGAGAGAGAGAGAGAGAGCAAAAAGCCACCCGUUUCCAUGGUAAACAGAGGCACAAACACAGCCAUUAAGAGACACAACACGAGACCUGAUAAAGGAACUGCAGGGAGAGACUGGAGGAGGAAAGGAAAAGACAGAGAGAGACUCAGAGAGAGAUUGAGGCAGAGUUCAUAAGGACAGACAUUUGACCAGUUUGAGGAGCUUUGGUGGAGUGAGAAGAGGGGAGGGCUGACAAGACAGAGAGCUGAGCUGAGAAACGUGAACUUCAGAAGUCACCAUUUUGAUUUUCAACUGCCUCUGAUCUGAGGUGAAUCUCAGAUAGCUGGCCCUGGCUGUCCAGUAGGAUUCUAGACCAGAACACCAGUGUGUGUUUGUGUAUGCGAAUGUGUGUUAAUUCUGCAUGUGUGCGUGCGCGUAUGUGUAUUUGCUAAGAGACGAGACCACAUUACCUCAUCAACUGUCGCGUCGGAGAGCAGACUGUUGGUUCAGAGCCACUCUGUAUAGGCUCGGCUCCAAAACCCAAAGGAUGAGGAAGCACCUCCCCUUCCCCCAGCCCCAUCCCACUCCCCUCCCACCCCCUCCCCUCCCCUCCCCGUGUUUACCGAGCACUGGACACAACAUGCACAUCGACUCUGUGAUGGUUCGUUCGUCUUCUGCUUUCAACUCACUCCACUGUUGUGCAAACAUCCAACAGGGAUGUGUGUCAUCCUCCCUCCCUCCGAAAGGAGGGAUGUGGCCCUCCUCUGAGCAUUCAGUAAUGGCGGUGGAUGAUAGACGGGGGAAACGGGUUUCUUAAAUCAACAAUCCCCCUCUACUUUUCCGAAGAGUCAUCAAGGAAGACAGGAGGGGGGGGGGAUUGCAAAGCUAAAUUAUUUAGAAACUUUGCAUCAGUACAAAUUAUAAACGUUUCAGUAGGAUAAGCAAGACGUUUUUAAACGCUGGCUAGUUUUCUAACUGCUGGAGUUGGGAGAGAACAUAAGUGCACUGCUUGUAUAAUGCCUCUUGAAAAGCCUUUUUCUACACCAAAUAAUAACAGACUCUCUUUAAACGAGAACGACCAGAAAGGAAAAAACGUUUACUUCCCGGAACCCAGCACAGACAAAUAGAGGAGUGAUGAUAUUCAGCAGACUUAAAAAAAAUGUUUUUGCAUAAAGAAAAUCGGAUUACUUACAUUCCCCUCACUACUGGAAGCAACGAAUGGCCCAAAGUACUUGCCCUUUUGGGGGUGUACUGAAACCUGGUUGUCACCAAUUUGCCAUCACCAAUUUUUACUCUCAUUACUAAUUCAUAGCUUAUAUCUCUGGAAGAUGGCUAGUCACAGAUGGUUUUUCAUGUUGUGAAACAAAUUUGUCUUUCAAUCCAGCUAUACCUUACCUGUUGAUUUAGGUCAUCUGUGAUGCCUAUGAGUCAGGUAUACAUACCGUAUAUACAUACAUACAUACAUAUAGAUACAUAGAUAUAUGUAUCUGGGGUUCUGUUUUUCCAUUUGUGAAAAAGAGAAAGGCUUGUUAAAAAUGUCCGUUGUGGAGACUUGCAUGAAAUAAGAAGUCAGAGGACCUAAACCGAAACUGAACCUUCCUCAGUGUAAGCUACUGUACAGAUAUACAGAAUGUCCUCACUUCACAGUGAUUGGUGGUCAUACAAUACAAAGACAGUCACAACAGGGUAAGGCAGCAAUACUGGACGUCCAGAUCCAGACCUCCGUUUUUUAUAUUUGCUGUUUGGAUCCAGGCUCUCUGUCUGCGUUAUUAUUGUGUACAAGACAUUUAAAUGGAAUACGGUCACGUUUCUGGUUCUGUUCCAUCUUAAGUGUACGAAUAAUGCUUUGUUCAGCCCCUUUGGCUUCCUUUUUUUCUGUGUUUUGUUAUUAUGGUUAAGAUAAUCUGUGGUCUACAUGAAGUGAAACGUACUAUUCGUUGUUACACUGAUGAUGAAUUGCUUUUACGUGAUUUCCAGUGUCAUACAAAAUCCUGAAUAUAGCCAGACAGUUUCACAACAUUGUGAAGGACACCUUCAUUACAGGUGAACGUGUCUCUGGUAUUGGCUGUUGGUCACUUACUGCAGAAUGUCUCCUCUUGAAGAGGACCUGAACCUAAAUUUUGUGUUGUGUGAGGACAAAUUGCAUCUCCAAAUUACUGCCCCCUGUUGUGCUGAGCACUUGACUACAGGUCAGUUUGCAGUUUGUUUAUGCCCAGAGUUAGUCUGUCGACAAAACUCUGCAGAUGGCCUUUUUUUUCUCCUUUAUUUAUUUCAGAAGAGAGCUGGCGUAGACAUAUAAAGCGGCCGUAUGACUUCAAGGGCUUGUCCAGAUAGCGUUGGCACUAGUGGUUAGACCAAUCAGAAAGCAACCACACCUCCUGCUCCAGUAGUGACUUCCCACGCAUUGAUGUUAUCGAUAUUGUCAAACAGAUUUCUAUAGUGUUUUAUGGGUUUCACCAUAAAUAUCAGCAACAGGAAUGUACAUUUUUGUAGAAAAGAAAUAUUUUAAGCAUAACAUUAUAUAUGAAAGGGUAGAAAAUGUGAAGUUAAGGGGGAUGGGGUGGGGUGGGGUGGGAUGGAAGAGCUGUGGGGGGGUAUUCUAGACAAUGUAUUUCAUACUGCCUUUUAAUACUUUAUAACACACUUGUAGCUGAGAACAUGGCCCUGCAAAUGACUACAUCAAAAAAUUGCCUUGCUUUACUUCAAGAUCUCUCAGGUUGAAGAAGUCUUUGUUUUGAUCCGACUUUUGUAAUUAAGCAUUUCUGGGGUGUUUAAUGUGUCCCUUCUCUGUUUUAAUAGUCGCUGUCCAUCUGUUGAACUUUUGUGAUUCUUUUUUUUUUUUUUUGGUGCCAUACAUUAAACAAAAAUGACUGUA
Clupea harengus (Atlantic herring) is the source of this 5518-nucleotide messenger RNA. RefSeq names its product Scm polycomb group protein like 2. The record is from RefSeq and is a predicted model, not a curated record. Gene Ontology annotation, biological process: negative regulation of DNA-templated transcription. NCBI's taxonomy places the organism in Eukaryota, Metazoa, Chordata, Actinopteri, Clupeiformes, Clupeidae. Gene Ontology annotation, cellular component: nucleus. Gene Ontology annotation, molecular function: chromatin binding; histone binding.